This is a messenger RNA of Salvelinus sp. IW2-2015, 769 nucleotides long. RefSeq lists its product as uncharacterized. The record is from RefSeq and is a predicted model, not a curated record. Lineage: Eukaryota; Metazoa; Chordata; Actinopteri; Salmoniformes; Salmonidae.
ACGCUCCACACUGACAUCUACAGAGAAAACAUCACCAGCUUCAACAGUGAAUGUACAAUGCGUGGUGGGGAUUUAAAUCUGACGAAGACCAACAUUCUCUGGAGAUCAGACAAGGCAUUCGGCUGCUUCUAUCUGGGAUCAACCAACACCGUCUAAAAAGGGAUAAAAUAAUAAAUCCAUAUUUGGAACGUUUUUAACUGACGGUGACGCGCAACACAGACCAAGAGAAGGUGCACGAACGAACUUAUUCACGAACGACCGUAGAGAGGACGGCUCGAACACCCGCUGCUUCCAGUUUUACCUACGCCCCAAUCCGAGCGGUUCAUGCGAAGGAAGAGACUCCAGAACAGGCCGAUUACGAAGAUAGCAAGGCGAGGGAAAUAGGCUACGGCAAACCUCCAUCUCGCCCAGAUACCUCCAUUACGUCCACCUACCACCGCCCCCUUCAGCCAUGGACCCCCCGAGGACUCGGUCGCGGUCACGGUCAGGCUUUUUUCACUAUGGCAUGAACGGUGGUGGCAACAGCAAUAACGCAAUCAACAACGGGAACAUGAAUGCCAGCGGAGGGAUCGGGGUGAACUACCCGCAACAGAACAACACCGGCUGGGCUCCGCACACAGCGCGCAGCUAUACAGAGAACCAGCACACCCAGGGGAACUACCUGUCUAGCGGGGCGCAACGCCACGCUUCGCAUGGAGCACACAGACACCCCGGCACUGGUGUCCUUCACUUCCACCCUGAUAACGUCUGCAGUGAUGAGCGGGACAAG